Parasteatoda tepidariorum (common house spider) is the source of this 7484-nucleotide messenger RNA. RefSeq names its product cyclic GMP-AMP synthase-like receptor. NCBI's taxonomy places the organism in Eukaryota, Metazoa, Arthropoda, Arachnida, Araneae, Theridiidae. The record is from RefSeq and is a predicted model, not a curated record.
GAAAUAGAAACAAUAAAGCUUUAAGGAAAGCUAAAAAAAAAAGUAAACAUCAACGCGUGCGAAGAGGGAGUGCAGAGUAGUUAAACUUAGUUUCACUAUCAGCUGCAUCAUUACAGUCAUCCCAGAUCAAUUAUUAAACCGGAAUCGUGUUAGUUUGAAAAUUUUCUCUGAAAAAUAAAUUUUCCCUUAAAACGAUUCAGAGAAUAUUAAGACAAAAGGGAUUCCAGAUAUUUUGAUUAUGAGUUUUGUUAAGUGUUUGAAUUGUGAUGUUUGCAAAAGAUAUUUUAAUAUAUCUGAUGAGCACUUCCCGGAAGAGUUGUAUGAUCUUAUUAAAAAAUAUAAUAUUGAUCAGUUAAUUUGGCUGUGCCAGGUUUGUAAGGCCGAAAAAGAUGAUUCUCCUCGUUUUAUGAAUGUUUUAAUGGGUGAGGUGAAGAAUAAUACUGAAGAAUUGAAGAAUAUUAAUGAUAUGCUGAUUAAUAUGAAUGAUUCAAUUCAAAGCAUUCAGAAAUCAAAAACCUUCGAUUUACGAAAGGCUGAUGAUUACAAUAACUUUGAUUCAUCUGGUUUUUAUGAUAGUGGUGAUGAUAGUGGACUUUCAUUUCUUUCUACAUCUUUGAGUGCCAAUUCUGGUGGUAAUAGCUCUCCCACUGGUAGCAGCACUUCUACCAUAUUGCUGUCUACUGAUAAAAAUUCUCCUUCUAAUAACAGUGCUCAUAAGUUAUUGAGUAAAAUAUUGGAAGACAUCAAACCUGCUGAAGACGAAGGAAAGGAAAGCCGAGAGAUUGUUGGCACUUUUAUGAAUACUUUGAUUAAAAAACUGAAAGAGGACCCAGAAUUCAAUUGUUUAUACAAUCAGCCUUACUAUACUGGCAGUUCUUAUAAUGAUUUGCGAAUAACAUCUGCAACAGAGUAUGAUAUCGAUAUCAUUUUGAAACCUCCACCAGGAAUUUCUUUGAAGGUUCAAUUUUUCGAAAAGACUUGUGUGUUUGCUAAAAUCAAGUGGGAGAAGUUGAAAGAGUUUUCUGAAAAAGAACAAUAUAUUUUGACAUGGUUUGAAAAACGGUCAGAAAAAUGCUCUGAUGGCUUUUAUCUUCAUCCAGGGAGAAUUAAUUCAUGGCUUCAAGGAAAACUUGUGAAAUGUUUUAAUAAUUUUCCUUCAUGGGAGGGAAUGGAAAAACCAAAAUUAGUAACGAGUGGCCCUGCUAGUACUGUCAAGAUAACUACCACCACUGGGAAAUGCAUCGAUUUAGAUUUAGUGCCUGUGUUCAAAUUUGACUACUCCAUAUUUUCUGAAUCCAACACUCCAAAGCUGCUUCGUGAAUUCAAAGUAACCUCUGAUAAAGAAAUGUGCUUAUUUGUACCCAAACCACUGAAGGCUGGAGGCAAGUCGCCAACCAACUUAUCGCCAGACAUAAACAGUGUCUGGAGAUUAGAUAUGCCAGAAUAUGAGAAAGCAAUUUUGAGCAGCAAAGCUUGUGCCAAAUGUGUAAUAAAGCUUUUGAAGUUAAUGCGAGAUAAUAUGGAUUGGAAAGGGAUUGCCUCAUAUUACUUAAAAACCUUAGUUAUGAUUAAGAUACAAGAAAAUCCUUCAGAGGAAUAUUGGAAACACACAUAUCUGUAUGAAAGAUUAAUGGAGGCAUUGAAUGAGCUAAAGAAAUGUUUGGAGAAUAAAGCAAUACCAUGCUUAUUUUCAAGAGAUUAUAACUUGAUUUACCAACUUAAUGAGCGUCAGUGUGAAAACUGGGCCAAUAAAGUCAAAAGUCAUAUUACAUCUAUUACUUCUGAUGUUAACUCUUUGAGCAAAAUAUUGAAAGUAAAAUAGUUUGUUCAAUGAUUUUUUUAAUUGUUUUUUGAUCAACACUUUUUAAUGGUAUUUUCUUCUAUUAUAAAUCUGUUAAUUCAGUUGCAAUUGGUUCAUGGCAGACUUUUAAUUUCUUACUCAUGUUCUUUGGCAUAGAAUCAUUCUAUCUACCCUUUUAUUUCUGCCCUAGUGCCUUGCAUUUUUUUAAUCUGACGACCCCAGUCUGUUUAAUUUUUUAUGAAAUUUUUGAUUUUUUGUGAAUUAGUGUUUGCCAUAUCAUCCUGGAAUUUGAUGGCAUUAAAAGCCCAUAAGAGAGAAAUUUGUAUUAUUACGUCUUAAGAUUUUUUUACGACAUUGCCCCCACCUUCUUUUACAUAUCUUCUUCUCAGUAGUUGGCAUUUUCAUUACAGAUUUUACUUCACAUUAAUCAAAGCAAUGCAAGUAAUCCCAGUAUUUUUUAAAAUUUUAAGAGAAGGUUGAAAUUGUUUAUUUUAUUUAUGGGAUUUUAUUUUUAAUUAAGUGAUAUUUUUUUCAAUAUACGUUAUUUUUUUAUUGUUUUGAAACGUAAUUUUUCUUUGUUUUCUUUUUUUCUAUUCUUUAUGUACUAUAGAUAUAUUUUUAACGCAUAAUAUACUCCACAGUAAUUGGCAUUUUUGUGGCAGAUUAUACCUAGUGUUAAUUGAAACAUUCCAAAUAAUGCCAGUAAUCAUCUUAUUUAUGAGAAAUUUAAGAAAACACUUAAAUUGUUUAUUUUAUUUACAUAAAUUUUUUUAUUACAAAAUUAUAUAUUUUUAAUAUGCUUUAAGCUAAUUUUUUCUGAAACAAAUGUUCUUUGUUUGAUUUUUCUUUUGUAUUCUUUAAGUAUUAUACAUAUUACAGGCAUACUCCUUACAUAUUAUUACAUAUCUCUUUCACAAUAGUUGACAUUUUUAUGACAUUUUAUACCUAGUAUUAAUCAAAGCAAUACAAAUAAUGCCAGUUAUCAGAGAAGGAUAAUUUUUUGAUCUGAUUUUUGCCUUUGAACAAUUUAAGAAGACAAUUAAAUUGAUUGUUUUAUUUAUGUGAUUUUUUAAAUAAUGAAGUGAUAUUUUAUCAACAACUUAUGAAUUGUCUUUUCCCUUAACAUAAUUUUUCAUAGUUUGCCUGUUUUUUUUUUCUCGUUUUAUAUGUAAAUUACAUUUAAAAAAGUCAAGUGCCUUGAGUAAAUCAAAAGUUUUUUUUUAGUAAUGAUUUUGUAAAUCUAAUUUUGAAAAUCAAGUUUUUUAAACUCUGAUUAGUGAGUAAUUUAUGAACUCUGCGCUAGAAAAUAUUUACUAAAUUUAGUAAAAGGUAUUUGUUUAUUUUCUCAUGUUUUAUAGAUUCUUCUCCCUAUUCACUUUGCUUUAAAAUUAAAAUUUUUUUUCACUGAAAAAAUCUUUUUUAAAAAUUUUACUAAAAUUUAUAAUAAUUGUUAUGUAUUUUCAAUUAUUCUAACAAAUAAGUGAAUUAUCACUAAAUGAAAUUAUAAUAAUUUUUUAAAUAUAUAUUUUUUAUAGAUUUGUUUUUUUAGUUUUACUCAAGUAUUUUUUUAAGUGUCAAUUUUGAAGCAUAUUAUUGAAUGUUGUUUCUUUUGAUAUUUUUGUGCAUGUUUAAACUUUGAAAAGGAAUCAUCUUUAAAAUUUAUAGUUACAAAAUAGUUUUUUCUUUUCAAUCUUAUUUAUUUUGUGUGCAGGUUAGACAUCUGAGUUGCACUGCUUAAGCAUUACUAACUUCUAUUGCAACAUAAGCAAACUAGAAUAUUAAUCAUAGAGUAGAAAAUUGUUUUCUUUUAAGGAUCAUUUAUGGAAUUAAGAAUUUAAUUAUGUAGUUUGGAAAUUUGGUCUUCAGAUUUUUGUGAUAGGUAUCUGAACAGGCCUAUUUUAAUUCUAGAUUAAUUGAACCAAGCUAUUUUAAAUCCGUUAUUCGCUCAUAAAUAAAUUACAGAUUGAAAAAUAGUUGCAUUUAAAGUAUUUGCUAAUAUAACAUUAAUUCUGUUGGCAUUAAUAAAAUCCUUUAAAAUUAUACUAUAUAUAGAUUAAACAGUACAUUUUAUAUAACUAAUAAUUAUUUUACUUUAAAAGUUUAAGUUUGAGAAGUGUGCAAACAUUUUCACCAAGUAUUUGGACUCAAAGUUCCUGGAAUCAAAAUUGAUGAUUGUUUUUGUUUCCAAAACAAUUGCCUAUCUCUGUUAACCACAUGAUUUGUUGGGUACACACCAGCAAUGAAAAUUUACUGGUCCAAUAGGACCACUUAGGUAUUCAUUUAGUGGUCCUUAAUAUGGUAGACAAACUAGAGAAAAAAUUGAACUUUAUAAUUACAUAAUUUAUGUCAGACACAUGGUGCAUAUUACCAUUAAUAACAUCUUAAAGCAAAUUUGGUUCAUUACCCCAUAAUGAUUGAAGAUUUUUUAAAAUUAAGUGAAAAAAGCUAAACUGAUAUUAGUAAACAGAUUUGACACAGAUAUUAAAGUAAGUAAAUAAAUGAGGAAAACAGAAAAAAGUAAGAGCUAACAAAAUAUUAUAUUAACAGUUAACUGACUAAAAAUUAUAAAAUUUCAAAUAAAUUUCAAAUGGGAAAAUUUUUUUGAUCAACAAUUAUACUGUCAAUAAAUUUCAAAUGGGAAAAUUUUUUUAAUCAACAAUUAUACUGUCAAUAUAUGAAUGUAAAGUACAUUACAACAUGUAAAUUUGUAAUUUCAAUAUUUAUAUUUAAAAUUUUUUUUAUCAGACACUUUCAUUUAUUCCAUUUGUAUACCAUGCAUUUGAAUUCCAUACCAUAAGCAAAACAACAAUAUUAAUACUGAAAUUUUUUUAAAAUGCUGUGAAUUUGAUGAAAGAAAAAUUGUUCUUCUUACUAUUUUGCAGAUUCCACAUACAGUUUAAGGUGACAAAUCUUUCACUUAGGCAUAUGAUUUUGAGUAUUGAGUAUAGUAAAGUUUAAUUAUGCGUUUUUUUAAUGUAAAAAUCCAUAUGGUUUGUUAUUGAAAAAUAAUUACUAAUUAAUGCAAACACAGAAACGUUAAAAAUUUUGAUGAAAAAUAUUGUUUAAAGUAAAAUUUUCUCUUAUAUCUGGGAAAUAUAUACAAGUUAUAUAAAGUUUUUAUGUUAUUAUUCUAUAAUUUUUAUGUUGUUAGGCUACACUAGCUGAAUACUCGUUGUUUGUAUAGGUUGGAAAUAAAAUAAGUAAUCAGUAAAUUAGUACAUAUCAGCACUACAAAAUCAUGUACAUAACUGAAAGGCGUCAUAUACCAACAUAAUGGCUGAAGCUAAAAGAAUUCUUAAUUUUUUCUUUAUUAUUAUUUGUUGCCCUUACCUCUUAUUUGAUUAAGAAAAACAUAAUUUUAGAAGUUCAUCCCAUCAAAAUAAGAUUAAACUAUAUUCUGAAUCAUUUGGCAUAAUGUUAUUGAUUGAGGCCUAUAGUGAAACUAUAGUCACACUAUAGUGAAAAUUUACCGCAAUGAGAGUUUGGUAAUGACAGUUUUGUAAUAAUUGGCUUAAGGAGUGCAACAAAGGAAGUGCUAAGCAAAAGUGUACUUUUCUGUAUGUGCCAUUUAUGUAAAAUAUAUGUUCUUAAACCACUGAUUAUUAUGAAAGUAUUUUGUUCAAUGGUUGCAGACAAACAUGAAAAGUUUUUGAAAUGUUUUUAUUGGUUAUUUAUUAAUUUAUAAAAAGAUUUGAUAAAAUAUUAAAUACUUAAAAUUGGUAGCAAUUAUUUGCAUUUACUAGAAUUAAUUCCUUAUAAAAUAAAUAUACCAAUAAUAAUAUAAAAAUGUAUUUUUUUAUGUGUAAAGUUGAGUGUUUAUGUGAUAUUUAAGUUCAGUAGGGUCUCAAUAAUUCGAGUUUCCCAUAAAUUCGAGUCAGCUAAAAAAAUUAAUUUAAGCUCAUAAGAAUGACCAAAACAUAUACAAGAAGUGAAAGAAUUACUACAUCAGCCUAACAAAGUCAUCUUAAUCUUAAAUAAUGUAUUAUGGCAUCCAAAAGAGGAUAAAUUAUAUUUUGAUGGAAUCAGGACAUUAUAUAUGGGGACAUAGGUUUAUGACCUCUAGUGACCAUAAAAUUAUGACCACAGAAAUCAUAAGUUUAAUUCAGACCAUACAUCAAUAUGCUGUAAUGUUUAAAUAAAUUGUCAUAUUUCUAUCUUCAAUCUUUUCUAUUAUGAGCCUUGGAAAGUAAGGAAACCAUUGAAUGAAAAAUUAAGGUCUACCAAUUCCAGUAGCCAUGAGGUCUAAAAUAUUGUAGCAGAUGUCCAAUAUUUUAAUAAAAUUCUACAUAAAUGCAAAAAAAAAAAAAAAAAAUUAUGCUACUUAACAUGCUGGUUCCUAGAGUUGGUCGUGACUGCUAAAACAUCUCACGUUUGUGAGAACGGGAGUUUGAAUCUAGCCGGCUGAAAACUCCCUGUGUAGUAAAUGGUGACUGGUGCACAUAAAUAUGUCAGGUCACAAAGUCCUCCAUAUUCCCAUAACAAAUCUAUACCUCUGGGGGUACUGAAUGAUAGAUUUAUCGUUCUCUGGUUCAGGUCAAAAUUGCAAUCUGCCGAUGUAUGAAUGGGUCCGCCCUAUAAAUAGGUGUGACAUAAUGGUGUGGCGGAAGUCGAAUUCUUGGUCAUAGAUGGCUCCACUGGAAAACAAGAACAAUCGCAACUUAUCUGCCUUAAUGGCCGACGACAACAAUAACAAACACUUUUCAUUUAAAUAUUAGUAUAUGUCACAUAUAUGUAUGUCAUUGAAAUUUGAAAAUUGCUCUAUUUACAUUAAUUUAUUAUAAAAUUUUAUGAAUUUGAUAAGUUGAAUUUUUGGAAGUUCGAGGUGGACCCUACCCAAUCCAUCUCGAAUUAUGGAAACUCUACUAUAUUAAAAAAGAAAUAAUUAAGAGCUAGAGUUUAUUAAUGAUAUGUUGUACAAUUAUAUGGUUGAAAUGAACUUAAAAGGAUUUUAUUUAGUUUUGAUAAAAUUUAAUUUUAUAUUAGGUGCUAUUGAGAUGUUUUAAACUUGACAUUGGACUUUGCUCAAUUUACAUUGAUUAUAAGUUGUAAAGCUAUAUGUAGACUUAAACUAAUAGAAUACAUAAAAAUAUCCUGUUACUUUUUUUUAACAAUGUUUUAAUUGUUAGUACUGAAUGAAUACUUUUAAAAAUAAUGGUUUUCUAAAAAUUGUUUUGGAACUAAAUUAGAAUCAUUGCAACAUUCUUGUAUUAUUUGUAAGUUGCGAUUUUAUCUGCUGUAGUAAAUGAUAAUCUCAAGUGACCUAUUUUCUUAUCUUUUACAAAAUUUUUUAAAAUUACUGCUGUUUAAUAAUGCAUUUUUUAAUAAUGAACAGUUGUUAUAUUAAUGAUAUAGUAACUAUUUUUUUAGUUUUUUAAAAACUUUUUUAAAAAAUGUAAUAAAAUUCAAUGAGCUUACUUUUAAUUUAAAACUUUAUUUUAAAAUGCUAAAGAGGUACUGAAUGAAAAUUGGUAUUUGUAAAACAAUUUUUCUGUUUAUGAUUUUUAUGUUGAUUUUAUUUGUUUGUAAUUUAGUUUUUCAUCUUAAAUAAAUAUUUUGAAAAUAAGACCUGUAUUCUGUUUGUAUUUCUAGUUGCAUUCAGUGUUGAUAUUGUUCAUUCACGAGUUUUAUUUUAUAGGAUGAUUCUUUGUCAGAUGCGGAAUGAAUAAAUUAAAUUAUUUAUUCA